UGGCUAACGUUUGUGUUUCAUUCCUUGCUUCCUUCGUUGCGCUAACAGCCCACUGCUUUUUCCACGGAAGAGAUGCAGCGGGAAUAUGCCAAGGAUGGGGUCACGUUUGUCCUUAUUUUGCUCACUGCGAUUAUAUUUGCAACGUCGGCGAUCCACCCAAAGCUUUACACCAACCACUUCUUGGUUGAGUUGCACCGAGGCGGAGACGAUAUAGCCCGGCGAGUUGCUGCAGAUACCGGCUUUACUGCUGUGAGAAAGCUUCCAUUUGCUGAAGGACUCUAUCACUUCACUCAUAGUGGCAUCCCUAAGGCCAGAAAAAGACGCAGUCUUCAUCACAAGUAUUAUCUGGAAAGAGACACAAGGGUAAAACAUGUCAUACAGCAAGAAGGUUUUAACAGAAAGAAGCGAGGAUAUCGUAGCAUCCAUGAAAUUGGUAUCACGAUGAAUGAUCCUUUGUUUUCAAAACAAUGGUAUCUUGUCAACACUGGCCAAAUAGAUGGAACUCCUGGGUUAGACCUUAACGUAGCUGAGGCUUGGAAAAUGGGUUAUACUGGGAAAGGAGUAACCAUAGCAAUCAUGGAUGAUGGGAUUGACUACUUGCACCCAGAUCUUGCAGAAAAUUAUAAUGCAGAUGCUAGCUAUGACUUCAGCAGCAAUGAUCCCUAUCCAUACCCUCGCUAUACAAAGGAUUGGUUUAACAGCCAUGGGACGAGAUGUGCUGGAGAAGUAUCGGCUGCAGCCAAUAACAAUAUAUGUGGUGUUGGGGUGGCUUACUCCUCAAAAGUGGCAGGCAUUCGUAUGCUGGACCAACCAUUCAUGACGGACAUUAUAGAAGCUUCUUCUAUCAGUCACAUGCCUCAAGUUAUAGACAUCUAUAGUGCUAGUUGGGGGCCAACUGAUGAUGGCAAAACUGUAGAUGGACCUCGUGAGCUGACUUUGCAAGCUAUGGCGGAUGGUGUUAAUAAGGGUCGGAAUGGAAAGGGAAGCAUUUACGUCUGGGCUUCGGGUGAUGGGGGCAGUUACGAUGACUGCAAUUGUGAUGGCUAUGCAUCAAGCAUGUGGACCAUUUCCAUCAACUCUGCUAUCAAUGAUGGGAGGACAGCACUUUAUGAUGAAAGCUGCUCCUCAACCCUUGCAUCUACAUUCAGCAAUGGCAGGAAGAGGAACCCCGAGGCCGGUGUGGCAACGACUGAUCUGUAUGGGAACUGUACUCUUCGCCAUUCUGGAACAUCUGCCGCAGCACCAGAAGCCGCUGCUGUCUUUGCUUUGGGUUUGGAAGCUAAUCCGAAUCUAACGUGGCGAGACAUGCAACAUCUGACUGUGCUGACGUCCAAGCGCAAUCAGCUGCACGAUGAUGUCCAUAAAUGGAGAAGAAAUGGUGUGGGUCUAGAGUUCAAUCACCUCUUUGGUUAUGGUGUUCUUGAUGCUGGAGCUAUGGUGAAAAUGGCCAAAGACUGGAAAACAGUUCCUGAAAGGUUCCACUGUAUUGGAGGAUCGAUUCAAGAACCUCAGACGAUCUCAUCAGAAGACAAGCUGAUCCUUACAAUAUCAACCGAUGCGUGUGAAGGGAGGGGUAAUUUUGUCCGCUAUCUAGAACAUGUUCAAGCUGUGAUAACUGUAAAUGCCACUAGGAGAGGAGCCCUGAACAUUAACAUGACUUCGCCCAUGGGCACAAAAUCCAUUCUGCUCAGUCAAAGGCCAAGGGAUGAUGACUCCAAGGUGGGUUUUGAUAAGUGGCCUUUCAUGACAACACACACUUGGGGAGAAGAUCCCAGAGGAACUUGGGUCCUAGAACUUGGCUUUGUUGGUGACACUGUGCAGAAAGGUGUGCUCAAGGAAUGGACCCUGAUGUUACAUGGGACUCAAAGUGCUCCUUACAUAGACCAAAUAGUGAAUGAUUACCAGUCCAAACUGGCCAUGUCUAAGAAGGAGGAGUUGGAGGAAGAAUUAAAUGAAGCAGUGGAGAGAAGCUUGAAGAAUCUGCUGAAGAAAAACUACCCUCAGUAA
Molecule: messenger RNA, 2007 nt
Organism: Hypanus sabinus (Atlantic stingray)
Lineage: Eukaryota; Metazoa; Chordata; Chondrichthyes; Myliobatiformes; Dasyatidae
Gene: pcsk2
Product: proprotein convertase subtilisin/kexin type 2
Exons: 12
Coding region: 73-2007 (644 amino acids)
Biological process (GO): protein processing
Cellular component (GO): Golgi membrane; trans-Golgi network
Molecular function (GO): serine-type endopeptidase activity
Source: RefSeq, a predicted model, not a curated record